AUGAUGUCAGAACAAGAUUUGGCAGAUGUUGUUCAGAUCGCUGUUGAAGACUUGACUCCAGACCACCCAGCUGUCUUGGAGAAUCAUGAAGUGACAGAUGACGAUGUAGAGCCUGCUCUGAAACGUCAGCGUAUAGAAAUUAACUGCCAGGAUCCCUCCAUUAAGUCGUUCCUGUAUUCCAUUAAUCAGACAAUAUGCCUGCGGUUGGACAGCAUUGAGGCAAAGCUGCUGGCACUAGAGGCUACCUGUAAAUCACUGGAAGAGAAGUUGGAUCUUGUGAUGAACAAACAGCACAGCCCCAUCCAAGUCCCCAUGGUGGCAGGUUCUCCUCUUGGCGCUACGCAGACGUGCAAUAAAGUCCGAUGUGUUGUCCCUCAGACCACAGUAAUCCUGAACAACGACCGGCAGAACUCAAUCGUUGCUAAGAUGGUUGGGCAGGAAGAGCCACUCAGCAGAGCAGCAGAUUCUCUGGAAAAUAUCCUUAGCAAUGCUGUUCCUGGCCGUAGGCAGAACACCAUAGUGGUGAAAGUUCCAGGGCAUGAUGACAGCCACAAUGAAGAUGGAGAGAGUGGCUCUGAGGCCAGUGACUCAGUUUCCAACAGUGGACAAUUAGGAAGCCAAAGCAUUGGGAACAAUGUCACACUUAUUACACUGAACUCUGAAGAGGAUUACCCCAAUGGGACGUGGCUGGGCGAUGAAAACAACCCCGAGAUGCGGGUGCGUUGCCCCAUCACCCCUGCUGACAUGCUGCACAUCAGCACCAACUGCCGCACAGCCGAGAAGAUGGCUCUGACCUUGCUUGAUUACCUCUUCCAUCGGGAAAUUCAGGCCAUCUCCAACCUUUCAGGCCAGGGGAAGCACGGGAAGAAGCAACUGGAUCCUCUCAUGAUUUAUGGAAUCCGCUGUCACCUGUUUUACAAAUUUGGAAUCACAGAAUCCGACUGGUACCGCAUCAAGCAGAGCAUAGACUCCAAAUGCAGGACAGCCUGGAGGCGGAAACAGCGAGGGCAGAGUCUUGCCGUGAAGAGCUUCUCACGGCGAACACCUUCCUCAUCCUCUUACAGUGGUUCAGAUCAUCAAGUCUCAACCCCUCCCCCCAGCAGAGCAGGAUUACCUAGAAACCAACCACAGGCACUUCACUAUGCACUAGCCAACGCUCAGCAAGUUCAGAUCCACCAAAUAGGAGAAGAUGGACAAGUCCAAGUGAUCCCACAGGGCCAUCUCCACAUAGCCCAGGUGCCUCAAGGCGAGCAAGUGCAGAUCACGCAGGACAGUGAGGGAAACCUGCAGAUACAUCAUGUGGGUCAGGAUGGGCAGAUUCCACAUAGAACCAGAAUUCCUUGCAUUGUGAUUCCAGCAAGAUACAAGCAGAGCUCAGGCAAGGUGCUGCAGGGAGCUCAGCUAAUCGCUGUCGCGUCUGCGGAGCCUGCGUCGGGGGGCGUCGAUGGAUCCCCACUCCAAGGGAGUGAUAUCCAAGUCCAGUAUGUGCAGCUGACCCCAGUGACAGACCACUCUGCCACUAAUCAAGGCACUGACACCCUUCAAUCAGCAAUCCAGCCAGAAAUGCAGAUAGAACAUGGAGCAAUCCAAAUCCAGUAAGAGAAUUGUGAAAAGCUGUGUCAACUGACAUGUCAGUGAACCACUGUCAGAAGUUAAGUGCUGUAGUCUUCGUGCAACGACAGGAGAAUGGAAAUGCCAAUUAGACUCCUGGUCACACUUCAAACAUCUCCUGCAAGGAGCAGAGUUCUCAUGAUCUGGUUGUCCUCACCUGGCAUAAAUCAGAGCCAUUUUCUGAAGUUGGAGCUGCACCACUACAUCAGUUGAGGAUCUGGCCUUCAGAAAAAAAAAAAAUU
Indicator indicator is the source of this 1853-nucleotide messenger RNA. RefSeq names its product BTG3 associated nuclear protein (gene BANP). Lineage: Eukaryota; Metazoa; Chordata; Aves; Piciformes; Indicatoridae. Gene Ontology annotation, biological process: negative regulation of protein catabolic process; protein localization to nucleus. The record is from RefSeq and is a predicted model, not a curated record. Gene Ontology annotation, molecular function: DNA binding. Bases 1 to 1599 code for a protein of 532 amino acids. The transcript is spliced from 16 exons.